Molecule: messenger RNA, 3739 nt
Organism: Podarcis muralis (Common wall lizard)
Lineage: Eukaryota; Metazoa; Chordata; Lepidosauria; Squamata; Lacertidae
Gene: GABRB1
Product: gamma-aminobutyric acid type A receptor subunit beta1
Biological process (GO): monoatomic ion transmembrane transport
Cellular component (GO): membrane
Molecular function (GO): GABA-A receptor activity; extracellular ligand-gated monoatomic ion channel activity
Source: RefSeq, a predicted model, not a curated record
ACCAGCCGGACCACCCUGCCCAGACAGGCGGGGAAAGCGCUAGGUGCGCCCAGGGCGCAGGACGAGGGAACUCCCCAAGGUGCCGCCGCCGCAGCUGUUGCUCGCUUCGCCGGACAUUGCUGGCAAGGCGCAAAGGUGCCUUCGGAGACUGGGCCAGCUCGGCGCAUGCGCCGCUCUCUCCGGCAUCACAGCUCUGCCUGUGGAUUGAAAGUUACAUCCCUUGAAUCUUCGCGGGAGGGGGUGGGGAGAGGGAAGGGGGAGAAAGAGGCAGCAACUCUCCACCCGGAGGAAGGAAUGUGGGCAGCUCGGCCGCGGGAGCGCGUGGGGAUUUUGCUCUUCCCGGCGAUGAUAGCCAUGGUCUGCUAUGCCAAGAGCCUGAAUGAGCCCAGCAACAUGUCCUACGUGAAAGAGACCGUGGACAAAUUGCUGAAAGGAUACGACAUUCGCCUGAGGCCGGACUUCGGAGGCUCUCCCGUUGACGUUGGCAUGAGAAUAGAGAUUGCCAGUAUAGAUAUGGUCUCGGAAGUCAACAUGGACUACACACUCACUAUGUAUUUCCAGCAGUCCUGGAGGGAUAAAAGACUAUCAUACUCUGGAAUACCUUUGAAUCUGACGUUAGAUAACAGAGUGGCUGACUAUCUCUGGGUACCAGAUACAUACUUCCUGAAUGACAAGAAGUCCUUUGUUCAUGGAGUUACUGUGAAAAAUCGAAUGAUUCGGCUACAUCCGGAUGGAACUGUUCUUUACGGUUUGCGGAUCACUACCACGGCUGCCUGCAUGAUGGAUUUACGAAGGUACCCUCUGGAUGAACAAAACUGCACGCUGGAAAUUGAAAGCUAUGGAUACACAACGGAUGAUAUUGAGUUCUACUGGAAUGGAGGGGAAUCUGCUGUAAGUGGAGUUAAUAAAAUUGAGCUCCCUCAAUUCUCAAUUAUCGACUACAAGAUGAUCUCAAAAAGAGUAGAGUUUGCAACGGGAGCAUACCCUCGGCUGUCACUGAGCUUUCGACUUAAAAGAAACAUCGGCUACUUCAUUUUGCAAACCUACAUGCCUUCUACUCUGAUUACGAUUCUGUCGUGGGUAUCUUUCUGGAUCAACUAUGAUGCAUCUGCUGCUCGAGUUGCACUAGGGAUCACCACUGUGUUGACCAUGACCACCAUCAGCACUCAUCUCAGGGAGACACUGCCAAAGAUUCCCUAUGUGAAGGCAAUUGACAUCUACCUAAUGGGGUGCUUCGUGUUUGUGUUCCUUGCCUUGUUGGAAUACGCAUUCGUGAACUACACCUUCUUCGGCAAAGGCCCACAGCAUCAGAAGAAAGCAGCUGAGAAGGCCAGCAGUGACAAGAGGAAACUGGAGAUGAAUAAAGUUCAGAUUGACGCCCGUGGGAAUAUUCUUCUUACUACCCUGGAAAUGAGAAAUGAAGUCAGCAGCGCCAAUGUGCUGGCAACUUUGAAUGACCCGAGAGCUACCAUGUACUCCUACGACAGCGCCAGCAUCCAUUACAGGAGGCCUGCCACCACAAGGGACCUCUACAACAGGAGCACUUUGGAUAGACAGACAACCCAUCAAAAGGGACGCCUACGGAGAAGAGCGUCGCAGCUCAAGGUCAAAAUCCCAGAUUUGACUGAUGUCAAUUCCAUAGACAAGUGGUCCAGGAUGGUUUUUCCCAUCACCUUUAUCCUUUUCAAUGUGGUCUACUGGCUUUAUUAUGUGCACUGAGUUAUGCUGUGAUCCCUCCACCUGCCUAGCCCAGACUCCUGUUCUCAAAUUUGCCAACCUUAAAGACUGUUGUAGCCGCAGUGCUACAUAUUCAAGGUACAAUAUUCAGCCAUUCUGUGGGUUAGGGUGCCCUUUUAACCAUAUCCCAAAAAUCAAACCAUGUUUACUUCAAAAAAGAAGAUAAUAUCUAUUUGAACAUGCGCUCAUCCUUUUAGAUCUGCUUUCAAAGAGCGACACUGAAGACACAAGUGCUACCCCUCUGUUUUGUUCUAAGGUUAUUUCUGGUGAUCUUUCCUUUCUUUUUUCUUAGCAUUUAAAACAUGGCGUGAAAAUUCUGCCUUAUUUUCCAAAACACAUACAUUGGUCCUAACCGUAGGCUUGUUCACACAUUACACUGAACACAGGUACCAGCUUUCUCUAACACGUGUACAAGUGUUUGUGUGAAAGAGUGUGCAGCUAAUUUGUUGAUUUGUACAUCUCAGCACAGGUAUACACUCAUGGAAUGUUACAUGUUUGCGUGUACAGCUCAACUGUUUGUGUACACAGAUUGUACACUCACGAAACAUAAUGUGUUCCUAGUACCUCCAUAUUAUUUGCCAAACAAAGCUCAAGUGUUAUUCAAGAAAAGGCAAAGCUACAGCUGCAUGCAACCCUAAUCACACUUAUCUAGGAGUCAGUCCCAUUGAACAAAGUGGUUUCCAAGUAGACAUGCACAGAAGUGCGCUGUACACAUGUCACCAUAAAUAGGUUCCCAGAUCAAGAACUGAUAUAUAGCUUGAACGCCCAGAACGCCCUUCUGACACUAUCAGAGCAGAUUUAGGGUUGUAUCACUUAAUCUGAUAAUUCGUAGAUCAAAAACAUGUCGAUGAACCGGCUAGCUUUUUCAAAUUGUUCAUAAACUCUAAUACAAAUGACUGCAAAAAAAAAAAAAAUCAUGACUAGCAGGGAGCAUCUUAGAAACAGACUUCUAUGAAGGCAAUGCCUCUUUCAAAACUGCAGGAAUGCCUGCUACAAAAUAACCAUAGGUCUCUAAAAGCAAAGAAUGCUUUUCUUUCUUCAAAACUAUAGCUUCGUUUAUAUGCAGAUGUAUGCGGAUUUAAUCAAUAAUCAAUUAUCUAGACAGAACACCUAAUGUGUGUCUUUGGGAUCUGGGCUCGAUGGCUGGUCUACAGCACAAGUGAAGCUGUACCAACAUUACAUAUUAAGGGUUGCUGGAAGAAAAUAAGUGCCAAUUCAGAUUUUGCCUUUCCUGCUCUGUCAUGGUGUUAGUUUUGUGAGAACACGCUGGAGUCUUUAUUAGCAAUUCCUGGCCCCUAUCAGAGGACAUUUUUCUCUCUUUUUAGGAGCUAAAGUAGAUGUGGCAUUCCAUCACAGGUCACCAAUAACUGGUUCCUGAGGGCACACAUGAACUCACAGGCGCCCAAAGGAUUCCCUGCUCCCCACCACCAAUUGAAAUUAGGCUUGAUAAAAGCAUUCUAACAUAGGCAAUAGAACAGGCUGUGGUGUGUGCUUGGUUGUACUGUGUGUUUGUGGUACCUGUAGCAGUUUCUCUGGUAUGUGAGUGUUCCCAUGCGCCCAAAAAGGUUGGUGAGCCCUGAAUUACACAAUUGGCCACUGUCUGCUUGGGUUCCUUUUUCCCUUUACUUAAUAGGCAGCCAUAGCCUUGUGGGGAGAGGGGCAGCAAGGAGGAAGCUUGCAGUGCUGAUCUGGGUAGUCACCCCCAUCUCCGUGGCUGCUACUUAUCCUAGGAAGGAAGCUGUCAUUGGUACCAGUAGGAGUUUCCCUCCUAGUGCAAAUAGAAGUCACAGGGUGCAGGGUGCAAUCCAGUAAAGGGUUAAAUGCCCCCUUCCGCAACUCCAUGGUACCCCAGCCCCACCCCAGGAUGCAAGGAACCGGAGCUGGAAUACAAAUUUCAUCACCCUUUAUCUUUGGCCAUGCUGGAUAUUGGUGUAGAGAUAGAGAUAGAGAUAGAGAUAGAGAUAGAGAUAGAGAUAGAGAUAGAGAUAGAGAUAGAGAUAGA